AUGGGCUUCCCAGAAACAGGCUUUAUAGAUAGCUGGAACAGGACUAUCAUGUCCAAAUUCAUUCUAAUGGGCCUCCCCCAUAUUCCAGAGAUGGGGACCUUGCUCUUUUUGCUGUUUUUGAUCAUCUACUUCUUUAGCUUAAUGGGAAACUCUCUUAUCCUGGUGACCAUCUAUGUUGACUCCCACCUACACAAACCUAUGUACUUCUUUUUAGCGAACCUCUCCUUCCUUGACUUCUGGUUCUCCACUGUCACCCUUCCUAAGAUGGUUCAGGGUUUCCUGGAACCUGGUGGCAGUGUCAUUUCCUUCACAGGUUGUCUCAUUCAGAUGUUUUUCUCCCAACUGCUGGGAAGCACUGAGUGUUUCCUGUACACAGUCAUGUCCUUUGACCGGUAUUUGGCCAUCUGCCAACCACUGCAUUACAGCACCAUUAUGGACAGGUUGAUGUCCAUCCGUCUGGCUGCUAUGACAUGGGUCAUGGGUUUUCUCCAUUCCCUUCUGCAUACAUCCUUGGCAUUCCACCUAACCUAUUGUGGAUUUCUGAAGAUAGACCAUUUCUUCUGUGACCCAACAGCCCUCUUGGAAUUGGCAUGUGAGGACACCUCUGUCAAUGAAACCAUGAUCUUCAGUAUUGGUGGGGUGGCCUUGGUCUGCUUUUUCCUAAUUCUGCUUUCCUACGGGACUAUUUUGAGGGUCAUUUUGAAGCUUGGUCAUACUGAAGGAAGGUACCAAGCAUUUUCCACUUGUGCGUCCCAUUUCACAGCUGUGGCGUGCUUCUAUAUCCCUUGCGUCUUCACCUAUAUGCGUCCCCACUCGAAGAGCACCCUAGAUAGGAUUGUGUCUGUUUUUUAUACUGUCCUCACUCCUUUGCUGAAUCCACUGAUCUACACUCUGAGGAACAAGGAGAUGAAGACUGCUCUGCACAGGCUGAGGCACAGAACAAAAUUUGCACUGGCAGAAUAA
Elgaria multicarinata webbii is the source of this 963-nucleotide messenger RNA. RefSeq names its product olfactory receptor 10G9-like. The record is from RefSeq and is a predicted model, not a curated record. Gene Ontology annotation, biological process: G protein-coupled receptor signaling pathway. Gene Ontology annotation, cellular component: membrane. The transcript has a single exon. Lineage: Eukaryota; Metazoa; Chordata; Lepidosauria; Squamata; Anguidae. Gene Ontology annotation, molecular function: G protein-coupled receptor activity; olfactory receptor activity. Bases 1 to 963 code for a protein of 320 amino acids.